GAGACCCAGUCGGGGGAGAGAGGGUGGGGGGGUUCGCACACCCCCCACCACCCAUGUGUCCCGAAUUAUCACUUCGGAGUCGGGUCUUUUUGCGAGGAGGACACGAUGACAGGCGGCAUCGAGGGGAUUGAGAGGUUCGACAGUCCGGGGAAAGGACGCGGUCUCCGGGUGACUCGCGGGUUUAAGGUGGGCGACCUGCUCUUCUCAAGUCCCGCGUACGCGUGCGUGCUGUCCGUCAAGGAGAGGGGCUACUUCUGCGACUUCUGCUUCGUCAGGAAAAAGGGUUUGGCAAGAUGUGGGAAGUGCAAGAAGGCCUUCUACUGCAACGCCACAUGUCAGAAAGGAGACUGGGCCAUGCACAAACUGGAGUGUUCCGCCAUGACGGCCUUCGGAGAGAAGUGGUGUCCGUCUGAGAUGUCCAGACUGGUGGCCCGGAUCAUGGCCAGAAAGAAAACACAGAAGGGCCCAUGUUUAUCGGAGAGGAUUCUUCGGGUAGAUGAGAUGCAGUCUCAUGUGGAGGACGUGGACAAUGAGAGGAGAGAGAUGAGCGAGGCCAACAUCGCUGGACUCUGCCAGUUCUACUCCAAAAACCUGGACCUUCCCGACCACAAGGACCUGCUCACUCUCUUCUCACAGGUCGCCUGUAACGGCUUCACAGUGGAGGACGAAGAGCUGUCCCACAUAGGUACAGCUGUCUAUCCAGACGUGGCACUGAUCAACCACAGCUGCCUCCCCAGCGUCAUCAUCACGUACAAGGGCACGUGUGCCGAGGUGCGGGCCGUAAAAGACAUGGAGCCUGGAGACGAGGUUCUGAUCAGCUACAUCGACCUGCUGUACCCAACAGACGACCGCAACAACCGCCUGCGCGAGUCCUACUACUUCAGCUGCGACUGUCCCGAGUGUCACACCAAGUCCCAAGAUAAAGUGAAGCUGAAGGAGCGCAAGCGGAGCGAAGCCUUCGAGUCAGAUGUCGUCUCCAACAUGAUCCGCUACGCGCGCAAAACCAUCCGAGAGUUCCGAGCCUCAAAAGAUGUUAAAGCCCCUAGUGAGCUGCUGGAGAUGUGCGAGCACAGUCUGGAGAAGAUGGGGGCGGUGUUCGACGACGCCAAUAUUUACAUGCUGCACAUGAUGUACCAGGCCAUGGGGGUGUGUCUCUACCUGGACGACGACGAUGGCGCCAUCAGAUACGGAGAGAAGAUCAUCAAACCCUACUGCCGUCUGUAUCCCCCCUUCUCCCUCAACGUCUCGUCCAUGUACCUGAAGCUUGGGAAGCUGUACAUGAGAAUGGAGAGACCCUCAGCAGCGGUCAGUGCUCUGAAGAAGGCCCUGGCCAUCAUGGAGGUGGCUCACGGGAGAGACCACCAAUAUGUGAAAGAGCUGCGUCAGCACAUCGCCGGAAUAUGAAUGAAAACAUCUCUGCGUAUUUGUCGUUGACUGACAUGAAAGCAUCAUCGUUGUUUUAGUAUUUGUCUUCCCUUUUUUUGCUCUGAUGUCCAGAGACAAGCGAGGUUUUGUUUAAGUUGAGGCA
Molecule: messenger RNA, 1528 nt
Organism: Synchiropus splendidus (mandarinfish)
Lineage: Eukaryota; Metazoa; Chordata; Actinopteri; Syngnathiformes; Callionymidae
Gene: smyd2b
Product: SET and MYND domain containing 2b
Exons: 12
Coding region: 106-1404 (432 amino acids)
Cellular component (GO): nucleus
Molecular function (GO): protein binding
Source: RefSeq, a predicted model, not a curated record